GGUGUGAGCGAGGCCCGGCCCUCGUCACAAAUUUUAUUUUUAACCAACAGUUUUCCCUGGCCCUCGGGGUGUUCUCUUCUUGCGGAAAGGGGGUUAGUUAGAGAACGAGGAAAAGUCACAUUAUCCGAGUGUGAGGCCAAGAUGGAGGAAGGGGCCCAGGCCCCCGACUGGGACAGUGAUGAAACGGUGAUUGAGGGGUCGGUGACAGAGAGCGACUUGGACGACGAGGAGCUGCCCCGGAGAAGGUUGCUCUUCGGUCAAGACCCAUCUCUUGGAUCUGAGUUCAGUCUCCAUCCUGGUUUAAAUGGAAUGUACAAAGGCACAUCCCCUAAGAUUCAGCUUGGGUUUAAACUCAGAGAGGAUCCACAAGAGCAAAUGAGCAAAAACAACAUGAUAACUUUUCUUGGUGAAGAUGCAGUCUUACAGCAACCUCAAGAUGAACUGGAACAGAAUCAAGAUCUAUUAAAGACUAGAAAAAAUUGUUCAGUGUUCACUGUGUCAUUUCCCCAGGCUGAACUGUCACUGAGCCACCAGAGUAUUCGAGGGCCUGAAGUGGAAAAUCCUGAAGUUUUGCCACACCCAGAAAAGGAACUAAAUGCAGAUGGAUGCUCUCCUGAAAUUAACCUUUCGGAUGCUGCUAUUAAAGUAUCUGAUAUCGUUGCUGUGAAAGAGAAAUCCUUAAUUGAGGUAGAGAAGAUCUUAGCAGCACCAAAUACAUUUUCUGAGCCUGGAAAGGAAGUCACAUUGACCAUGACUUCUGAAGAAACUAAGGAUGAAGGAAGCUCUCUUGAAACUUUUGUGUCUGUCUUAGAAAGGUUACUGACAUCACCAGAAACCUCCCAGGAGGAAAGACUGUUUGAAAUGAGUGAUUGUGAACCUAGGGAGUUGAUGAAGCCUUUGAGCAACUCUCUGAGUUCCAUAUCAACACCUUCGACAUGUCACAGAGAUUUACUAGAAACCACAAAGGAUGAUGCAUUGCCAGCUGACUUGUUUGCAGCACUAAACACCUUAUCAGAAGCCAAGGUAGGACCCAUCUGUCACAGGAAAGAAGGAGGCAGCAGUCUCAGUACUGGAAAUGAAUGUUUAGGAGUGGAGUGCAGCAUGUCUCAGACCAGUGAAGAUUGCACACAAAUAGCAGAGACUCCUGAAGACCCAAAUCCAGUUGGGUUGCAAACUUUGGUUCAUCAAAGUAUCACCUCUUGUGAUCCACUACAUAAGAAGGAAAAUUCAAAUCCAGUGGAGAAUUGGUCUGACCAGGACCCUCGGUGUGGGUUAAGGAGAUCAUCCAGACUGAAAGUAGGCAGAGAUGUGAAGCACACAGAUGACAUAUAUAAGAUGCCAGCAGAGACUUUACCAAAAACACAUGGCUGUGAGGAUCAAACAAAUAAUAACUCUUCAACUGAGAAUUUCAGAAUAAAGGAUCCUGCUUUAAUGAUUGAAGGUAAAGGGAUGAAGAAUAUGCAUUCAUCCACACUGAAGAACAGAGAACAGAUCAGGAAGAACAAAAAACUUGCAGGAAAAAAUGAAAAAAUGAAGAUGAAUAAAAUAUCUCUUGCUAACAUUAACCGUAGAAACAUUUUUGGAGAGAAUUCACUGUAUAAGGCUGCUCUGCACAAUGACAUUGCUCUUGUUCAUCAUUGUAUAAAAAAAGGUGGAAAUGUUAACCAACCAAGUUAUGCUGGUUGGACAGCACUUCAUGAAGCCAGUGUAGGAGGAUUUUAUCAGAUAGCAAGUAAACUACUAAAAGGUGGAGCAGAUGUAAAUUUCAAAGGAAGGUACCAGAUCACUCCCCUACAUGAUGCUGUGAUGAAUGGACAUUAUAAGGUGGCAGAGUUACUUCUUUUGAAUGGAGCCGAUCCAUUAUUUACAAGUGACUAUGGAAAGUGUGCUUUGGAUGAAGCCAAAGAUUCACGUAUGAAGCGUCUCCUUGAGAGAUAUGUUCCUAAACAUCAAAAACAUCUUAUAUCAGCUCAAAAGUAUAGCACUGACCCAUUAGAAAUAAAGGAUGCACACCAGCAUAAGAAACAAAAAUUCACUUCUAGAAGUUGUAUUGGGUUUGUUUGUGAGGAAAAUUUCAAUAGACAGAAGCCAGAAUAUAUAAAAGUUGCUGAAGGAAGCAAAGAGGGUUUGUUUAUAAAUAAAGAAGAUGUAUAUGAACAUUACCAGAAAGAUCCCAAAAACAUAGACUUUGGUAUAUCCAAGCAUAAGCAAUCAAUUCCUAACCAAAUAUGCUCUAAAGAACUCAGAAAGAAUAAUCUCCAUAAUGUCAAAGAUCUUAGCACAAAUGUGUCUAAAGAUAAAGGAAGAAGAAACACACAACAUAAGAGGACUCAAAUAGAUGAUACAGUCCAAGAAAGCAAUCCAAGAAAGACAAUAGCUGUCUCUCCUAACAGAAAAAUAAACAGAAUGGUUACUCGUCAGCAACACAUUCUUCAAACCCUUGAUGACCUUCCAGAAAAAUCAUGUGAACCUUUCAGCCCAGCUCUGUCAAGCUUGAAAAAUGAAUUAGGUGACACUAUCAAGGCUUACUCAAUUCCCAAAGACACACAUAUCCAGAGCCUGGAUUUAUCAGAUAGUCAGGAAAUAGAAUUCGUAGAAUUAGAAUCCAUUGACCAAACGGAAGCUGGCCCUUUCUCAGGACUUUCAUUACAUCAAGAAAUCGACUUUCCACUUGUUACUGUGGAUCAGCAGCCUUACAUUUACCAAGAGCAGAACAUUAGCCUUUAUAAAUCUCAUGAAAAUGAUAACUCGGGUAAAAAAGAUGAGAACCUUAAUAAGCGGAAAAAUUCUUUCCUAUCCUUUAUAAAGGAAAAUUUUCAUAAUGAUGGUGAAUGCUUUGCCUCUGAGAACACUGUAACAUCUAAAAAAGUGAUGUGUUCUACAAGUUGCAAAAAUCACUGUAAUUAUAAAGAGAUAACAAAUAGAGAAGAAAUGGAUUUUCAACAAUUUUUACCUUCUAAAGGCCAUCUUUUACAGGAAAAUGAGUUAAAGACAGGCAGUCUAACCAUACUUCCACAACAGGAAGCAGUUACUUUUUCUGACUUAACUAAUACAGUAGUUUCUCCUGAACAACACAUUGCAAAUUAUGAGCAAUGCAUAUGUGGAACUUCUUUCGAUCACUCACUUGGUAAUCCUGAGCAUACUUCCCUGGCUUGUACAAGAACACUUUCAACACAUGAAAUUUCAAAGUUGACUGGUCAUGUGGAGCUAUUCAUAAGGCCUCAGGAUUAUAGCCCCAGAGCAGCAGCCUCUUUAAUGAAUCAAACAGAGACACAUAUAGUGGAAAAGGUGAGUAAAGGAAAAGACACUGAAAGGAAUUACACUGACAAAAGUCAAAAACAAAGUUCUUCAAGUGGGCCUUUAUCCACAGUUGUUCAUUCUCAAGUAAUAAAAACAAAUGAAGUUGAAAAAAGGAAUCAAGACCUUCCAGAGAGUAAAAUCAUACAUGAUCCAAAUUUCCAUUCCACUGACAAUAUGAAUGAAGAACUGACCAGCAUCUCACAACUUAGUCAAGGAGGAGAGAAAGAAAUUUCUCACAAACCAGUUGAGGAAUUAAUUUAUAAUAUCAAUCGAGAUGAAAGCGCUAUACGAAAUUAUGAAGAGAAAAAAGAUUCAGAAAUUCAUGUGCAUACUAAUAUCCAAGAACACAAUAAAGUUCAGAAUUUCAGAAAAGGACAGAAUUUCUUGAAAACUACCUGCAACCAAGAAAUGAAAACAGCUGGGAUCAAUAAGCGGAGCACCAGAGGGGAAAGCCAGCUUCAUUUGGCUGCCAGAAAAGGAAAUUUGUCUUUGGUGAAAGCUCUAAUAGAAUCUGGAGCAAAUGUGAAUCUAAAAGAUAAUGCAGGCUGGACCCCACUUCAUGAGGCAUCCAGUGAGGGAUCUAAUGAUAUAAUUGUAGAGUUGUUAAAAGCUGGUGCUAAUGUUGAUUGUGAAAAUCUACAUGGAAUUCUGCCCAUACAUGAUGCUGUUGCCAGCAAUCAUUUAAAGGCAGCUGAGAUUCUACUACAACAUGGAGCAAACCCUAAUCAAAAGGAUCAAAGGAAGAAGACUGCUUUGGAUGAAGCAGUAAAAAUUCCUGCUGUCCAACCAAAAAAACGUAAGGAGUGUUCUUGUGAUGACUGCAGAACUGUUGAUCCACCUUCUCUUUUACACCAAGGAAAAAUAAGAGAAAGCCUUCCUGUGCAUCAGACUGUCAGUGCUGUUCUACAAGCUAUAGAAGAAGAACAAGAAAAUUUGUUACAGUUUGAAAUAAGAACCCCUGAAAAUGCAGAACAAUACAUUGAAAAGAUGUUAGAGAUAAAAGAAGUGAUGGAUAAUGUGCUUGCCAAGCAGAAGGCAGAAAGGGAAGAUCUGGCUAAAAAAUACAGGGUAUCUGUAGAAUCAUUUAAGCAAGGAGCCUUGAGAGAACAACUGGCUAACUUGGCCACAAGACAGAAAAGCCUUUUAGUUGUGGUGAAAAAACAGAAAAAAGUAAGGCAGAAAAUUCAAGACUAUAAGAAUGUUACAUCUUUGUCUGCUCUUAGUUUGAGGAAGCUGCCAUCUGGCUCAAAAAUCUCUAGGGAAAAGGACAGCCAAGAGCUUACCAGUCUAGAAAAUUCAGCACAGCUCCAGUCAGGUUCACUUUCUCCCGUCAGCGUUGUUUGUGGAAGCAUACAGGAAACACAAUUGUCUCUGGAAAUGUCGAAUAACAGCCAAACCACCAACACCUGUCUAAAUUCAGAGACAGUGAGAAGGGAAGAGUUUUGUGGAAAUGAGCUAAAUUCUAAACAAGAUGUCAGUGACUGUAUCUUGGAUGGGUUGUCAAAAUCCAGACAUUCAAAUGGCACCAAGAAGAUUAAAUUAGCAUCCCAACCUGUUGCUUUUAUUGUUCAAGCAGAACAUUCACAAAAAGAAAAUGAUUUUAAAGAAACUGCAGCCAAAGACCAUGAAUCCUCUAGUCCUUCAGCAGUAACCAGCACAUUAAAUAUUUCAGGAACCACAAGUGUACUCACCCAAAAUGAUGCCCAUUCAUCAAUUGCUACUCGUGCUCAGGCUGUUUCCAGUUGUUAUCCAAAAAGAGGAAACAGGAAAUCAGCUUCCCAGCAACCACCUAGGAGGACAUCAGAAUCCCUAGAACAUCAAGGGAUUGAUGUCUUAGGCAGUGAUACUGGUCAACAGAUGAAACCAUAUCUUAAAAAGUCACCUUUUGCUGUCGCUCAUGCAAAUGACAGUCAAGGUUCCUCUUCCUCUCGGUCUGGUUGUCAACGUGCUGUUCAGAAGCCUUUAAACUAUAGCACAGCUCCUAAAAAGAAAUGUAUGCAGAUAAAGGAUCUGAUACUACUUGGAAGGAUUCAUCCAGGAAAUAAUAUUCUGGAAUUCAAAACACAGGAGACUACCCAUAAAGCCAGCAUUUUACUGAGCGGUAAAAUAAAGGUAGAAGAUGGUCAGAUUUAUCAAAGUCCAGUCACCUGGCUCAAGGAUCUUCUAGGAGGUGAUAGUCAUGUGACCUGGAACUAUGCUUGGAAUAAGGUAACAUAUCUGGGGAAAGCGCUUGUAAAGUAUGUUUCUGAGGAAGUACCCAUACCACCAGAGCCAAACGCAGUACCCCAGCAACACCAACCUUGUCUUCCAGGAACUUCCAGAGAGUCAAUGCAGAGCAUCCCACAUUAUCUACAAGUAAAUGAAAUAAUGUUGAUCAGCGAUCAAGAAUUUCUCCCAUGCCAUAUAAUGGAUCAGCAUUGGAAGUUCUAUGUGGAAAGUGAGGAGCUAACAUUCUAAACUUUUUUUCUUAAACAUUUAUUAAUUAUCCAUGUUAUUAAACAACUUUCAUAUUUUAUCUUGUUUGGACUGGUAGGCCUUCAACACAUACUUUAUGAGUUGCUACUUAAGAUGUGUGUUUACUGUUGUAAGAAAAAAUAUAACUCCAGUAUUAUAAGAUUAAUACUUUU
Messenger RNA from Manis javanica (Malayan pangolin), 5927 nucleotides. RefSeq names its product ankyrin repeat domain 31 (gene ANKRD31). NCBI's taxonomy places the organism in Eukaryota, Metazoa, Chordata, Mammalia, Pholidota, Manidae. The record is from RefSeq and is a predicted model, not a curated record. Gene Ontology annotation, molecular function: protein binding.